AUGGAACUCAACCGAGAACAUUUUCGCGCCAUAAUUUAUUACAACUUUCAGAGACAAUUAUCGCAACAAGAAUGCCUAGCUGAGUUACUGUCUGUUUUCGGCGACGAAGCGCCACAUCAGACGAUAAUUUCCCGUGAAGAAAAGCCAACAAAAAUGGUCGCGACAUUUGUGUCAAAAGCGGGUCAUAUUGCAACAAUUCCUCUUAAUGAGCAAAGAACUGUUACUGCGGAUUGGUAUAUCACUAUUUGUUUGCCAAAAGUCAUCACCGAGCUUCGAAAAAUCAACCCCGAAAGAAGAAUCAUCCUCCACCAAGACAAAGCAAGCUCGCACACAGCCCAAAAAACAAGGCAGUAUUUAAAGGAAGAAAACGUGGAAUUAUUGGACCAUCUUCCAUAUAGCCCUAACGAUUUCUUUACUUUCCCGAAAAUUAAAAACAGACUGCGUGGUCAAAGGUUCCAGUCACCAGAAGAAGCAAUGUGUAUUAAUCUUCGUGGAGAAUACUUCGAAAAACAAUAA
Molecule: messenger RNA, 516 nt
Organism: Acanthoscelides obtectus
Lineage: Eukaryota; Metazoa; Arthropoda; Insecta; Coleoptera; Chrysomelidae
Source: the annotation of a GenBank genome assembly